Molecule: messenger RNA, 1062 nt
Organism: Gasterosteus aculeatus aculeatus (three-spined stickleback)
Lineage: Eukaryota; Metazoa; Chordata; Actinopteri; Perciformes; Gasterosteidae
Gene: setmar
Product: SET domain and mariner transposase fusion gene
Cellular component (GO): nucleus
Molecular function (GO): protein binding; histone methyltransferase activity; zinc ion binding
Source: RefSeq, a predicted model, not a curated record
GGAGAAACCAGGCGCUUCCGGUGACGCAGUGGCAGCAGGCGGCCUGCGGGGGGCGCGUGACUGCGGUCAAACCACCUUCUGCUUCGAGGGGACUUCUGUCCCCGCGGGACACUUUGGACAUGAGCGCGGAUUUGAGCAACUGCCUGGAGAAGGUCCCGGUUCUGAUCCGGAGGAGUUCUGCGGCUUUCCCUCAGUUCCAGUACUCCCCAGAUAACGUCCAGGGCCCAGGGUGCACCACGGACCCCAGCGAGGUCACCCUCCCCGGCUGCUCCUGCCGCUCCGCCUCCUGCUGCUCCGACACCUGCCCCUGCCUGCGGACGUGCGGCCGCGCCUACGACGGCGCCGGCGCCCUGCUGGCCCUCGGCGCGGCGGGCUCCGGCUACUGCUCCCCGGUGUUUGAGUGCAACGCCCUGUGCGCCUGCAGCGACGCCUGCUCCAGCCGGGUGGUGCAGGGGGGGCUCCGGCUCCGGUUGGAGGUUUACGCCACAGAGAACAAGGGCUGGGGGGUGCGGACGCUCCAGGCGAUCCCACGGGGGACGUUUGUGUGCGAGUACGCGGGCGAGGUGAUCGGUCUGGAGGAGGCCCGGCGCAGACAGCUCGCCCAGAGACCCGGGGACAAUAACUACAUCAUCGCGGUGAGGGAGCACGCGGGCGAAGGCUCCGUCACCGAGACGUUCGUGGACCCCGCCGCCGUGGGGAACGCGGGCCGCUUCCUCAACCACUCGUGCCGGCCCAACCUGUUCAUGCAGCCGGUCCGCGUGCACUCGCUGGUUCCCCGGCUGGCGCUGUUCGCCGGGCGGAACGUCGCCGCGCGAGAGGAGCUGACGUUCGACUACACCGGCGGAUACGGCAACCGACUCCCCGCGGAGCGGCUGGCCACGCCGCGGGACGGUGGGACGGACGGACUCCAGAGGAAGGAGUGCCACUGCGGUGCCAACAACUGCGGUCGCUUCCUCCCGCUGGAUUUAUCCAUCAUCAACGCGAAAUAGCUCGAUGCAAUCGUACGUCACGUGUUAUUAUCUAAAUGUCAAGAGAUUUUCAAAUAAAGGGAUGUUGACUUGG